This is a messenger RNA of Drosophila navojoa, 865 nucleotides long. RefSeq lists its product as uncharacterized. NCBI's taxonomy places the organism in Eukaryota, Metazoa, Arthropoda, Insecta, Diptera, Drosophilidae. The record is from RefSeq and is a predicted model, not a curated record.
GUAGCAGGGGAAGAGAGAGAGGGCCAAAGAAACAGAGCGGGAGAGCGAGCGAGAGAGACAGAGAGCGGGGCCACUGAUAGAAAACAGAAAUUGGAACGCACCAUCGCCCCCGCCGUCUGUUAGGUUCCGUGUCCGUUCAUGAUUCCACGAUCGGCAGACGGCAGCAAAGUUAAGUUCUCUGUGUAUUGUCAGUGCAAACGCGACCCUCCGACAAGCAGGCAGUCAGGCGACCCAGCGACGGAUCCACAACAUAUCUAAAGUACAUUUCAAUCAAUUAAUCAAUUAGCUAAGCCCAAGCUAAGAGAGUGAGCAUGAAGCACAGCGUAAGCCUGGCCAUCGGCUUCCUGGCACUGCUGGCUGCCACCUGCUGCACAGCUCUGCCCAUGGCCAACGAGGAGGAGCUCGUCUCGCUGGACUCCAUGGAGCAGGGUCAGCCAGGCCAAGCACGGCCACAGGAAUUGCCGCACAUCUUGAAAAUAGCCCCGAAACAACAGACGAACGAGGAGCCGGAGCCAAUCAAGAGCAACGUCUACGAUACCAUCGUCGAGCAGCUGCGCGCAGCGGGCGUCCACACGUCCGAGCAGAAGCCCUUGAAUACGCUUAGCUACAAGGAGCUGACACGCCUACUCGCCCUGUGGCACAUGGCCCAGGGACGCAACUACUACGAGGCCGGCAACAAUCGUGCCCAGCGUGAGACAGCCACAGCCCAGCCGAUUCCCAGCUAAAGGAAAGCGUGAGGGAGGGCACAGGCUAAGCUUCUGCCGGGAUCAGUUAUAUAAUUUUUUUUUUAAAUCUUUGUUUACUAUUACUAAGCUGUUUUUUUCAUAAUCGAAUGUAAAACGCGCUGCACUAAAUAAAAAGAAGA